AUGUCUGACUUCACACAACUCGUGGCCGACUGCAAUGUGCCAGCAGCUGUCUCCUCUUUGCUUUCAGCGUUCGACGUUGCUUUGUUUGCCCGGUCCUGCACCACUUCGGCAGAGCUUGAAGAGUUGGUGAACCACUUUGUGGCGGAAGCCUCAGUUACUGACGCCGCUGAGCGCUUUAUCACCAAAGCUUCGCUUCGCUUGCUCUUUUGCAAAUGCCGAACUUCAGAGGGCAUGGCAUCCUUGGAAGCCGCUCCCACUCCCACCAGACCGCUUGGUGACGGGCCUUCAGCGGCUACCCCGGCUCCCCCGGCCACGCCUCCGCUUUCCAGCUCCUGGCAAGAGGCUUGGCCCGCGAAGCUGAGUGGGGAGCGAACCGCUGCGCUUAGGAAAAGGUUCGAGGAGGACUAUACCCCACUGAACUUCUUGACGCCGAGAGCUUUCCAAGAGGUGCGAUGGAUUCCCUGGAAGUAUCGCUUAAGCGCUCGUGCUCAAGAAGACAGUCUCCUCGUUCGACCCAGGAAACAGGCCCGCUUUGACCUAACAGAGCUUUUUCUGGACGAGGCGCCUACACGUGACAUACAUGAAGGCCCCGCUUCCUUUGGCCUUGUCACUCAGCUUCUGUCACUGGCUGCCAACGCCAUUGCGCUCUGUCAAGGUGCACAUCUGGGCUCUCUGAAGCUUUAUAAUAAACGCUUCAUGAGGAUCUGCUUCACCAAGUACGAUGCCGCCGCCAGCUUACGCGGUCCCACUACCAUGGAAGCCCAGGCCGCUGACCGCCGCUGUUGGGAAAUCAUCGCCGACUUAGUCAACGUGCACCACUGGAAGUUGGACGAUGCACUUCACGAAGUGGCCGAGGUGCGCUCCGACAUGCACAGCCUGCUUGCACCGAGGCCCUUUAUCCCCAAACCGAAGUUCGACCUGGACAACAGUUGGAAGGCCCGCUUCACAGGCAACGGUGGCAAGGGCAAAGACAACAAGCAAGCCACCCCCCCCGGCAAAUGGCUCUCCACCCUCUUCAUGGAUGGCAAACGUCAGACGCUCUGCAUGAGGUACCAGAGUGGGCAGUGCAAGGACCUGGCCACAUGCCGCUACUUGCACAGAUGCGCAGAAACCCACUUCAGCGAGCUGCGGGACAUCGCUGAGGAGGUCACGACCGUCCCGCUUAGUGUGCCGGCACAACCGUCAGGCUCAGCAGGGGCCACUUCGGCACUGCCCAAGGCACGUGCCCCGGUCUCCGAUGCAGCAUCUGCACUCAGUGAAGGCUCUCUCGACUUCGCUACUUGCUUGGAGCUUCUAGCGCAGUACUUUUCCAUUCCCUUCGCUUCUUCUUCUCACUGCCCUGACAAUGCCAUUGCAGCCUCUGAAGCAUAUUUCAAUUUGGGGGCUUUCGCUUUUAAUAAUGGCUCCAGGUCGGGCAUCUUUCAGCGUACCGAGCAAUUUUCAGACGUUCUUCGAUUCUUGAACGCCUUUAUGCAGCUUCAGUUCCCCGAAGCCUCCUGGAGCUCCCUCUGCGUCAGCCACAACGUUCGCACCCGCUUACACACAGCGGCUUCUCAGGUACCGGCCCCCUUGGAUGCUUCAUCCGAGGCGCACAGUGCAGCUGAACCGGGUACAGGCGAGGUGCGUGACACGUGGCACGCGCCGCUCUCCUUCACCUGUGAAUCACUUCAUUGUACGCUUCCGAUACAAGGAGACCGGUGGGUAUUGACUGCCUAUACUUGCAGGAGCCUAGACCGCUUUGAUGCAACGUCACUGGCACACCUGAGGUCUCUGGGCUUCCCGCUCCCGCCGGCAACCCCAGGCCACCCGCAGUCAAUACCUCCCUCGCUCAAGGGCACGACAUGCGUGGAGAUCUUCCUGGACAUAUGCUGUGGGGCCGCUCACCCACUUACCACGGCGAUGUCUUCAUGCGGCAUCACUUGUCUGCCCAUAGAUCUACUUGGCGAGGAGCAACUCGACCUGCUCAGCGACGACACCUACGACCACUUGCUUCGACUGUGUUUUGCUGGGAUUGUCCGCUUAGCUCACGGAUCGCCGCCCUGCAAGGAGUAUUCCCGCUUGAAGCUUCGUCCAGGUGGACCUCCAGCCAUUCGAUCGCCGGAUCACAUGAACGGUCUGCCAGGGAACACCGCCUCUCAGCAAGCUAGAGUACACAGCAGCCAAAAGCUUCUAUAUCGUUGCGUAUGCCUUCUGAGAGCAGCUUUCUGUUCAGGCGCACAUGUGUCCCUGGAACAACCCACUAAUGCUAUGUCCUGGCUUGAGCCUUUCGUUCAGGACAUGCUUUCUGAAAUACAGGCCUCUCUGGUCAACAUCCCGGCAUGUUCAGUGGGACAGGAUAUAGCAAAAUCGUGGCUUUUCGCUUGCAGUUACAAUGAAUUCCGCUUUCUGGCAAGCACAUGUUCGCAUGCAGGAGGCCACCAGUCCGUCGCAGGAGCCAGGGACGAACACGGUAACUUUUUGUCCCAGAGGACGGCGGAGUACCCGUCCCAGCUUGCCGAGAAAUUCUCAGCGAAGGCAGUGCACUUAUUUUCUUCAGCAAGACCUGCUUAUUCGGUUGCGCCCUGCUCCUUGAAGUUCGCACUGUCCUCAAUUCCCAAAAAGCCGCGUUCAUCAACGCCUACAGCCGCGCAGGACGGCGGGGGCAUCUACUCUUUGCCCGACUGGUCCCUUGGCCCAAGGUACCAGUCCGACAGCUUACACGACCUGCGGAAGGAAUGGCAAUCUUGGCUGCUUCAGAACAGAAUUCCUCUCAGGCUCCAGCAACACAUUGCCGAAGCCAGCAAUAAACCUCUUUUCUCAGAGGAAGAAACGGAGUGGCUUCGCUCUUCUUUCAAGCGCUUUUCGGACGCUCACUCACCGUGCCAGGACUGGAACUUCUCGGUGACGGAAGGCCAGCCCUACUGCUUGUCUGCACUGGAGCGCUUGAGUACUAUGCUGGGUGACAAGGACACUUCCCUUUUCCCCGCUUUACAGAAGGGCGUCUGCUUCAGUGGAUUCUGCAUGGUCUUCCUGCUUUACGCCCCUGGCUAUGCACUCUUUAUGAUGACAUGCAUAGACCACUUGGCACCAAUGUCAGCAUCAGCCCAGUUGUUUGGCCAGGCAUCCAUUCUUACCUGGACGACAAGCUCCGCUUCACAGGACGACCUGGCUCUAGUCCCCGUAAGCGCAAAGCGCAUGUGGCUCCGAAUUACGGACCCCCCUUCCUCCAAGCGGCGCUUAUCUCAGUCCAGCAGAGAAACCCUUGCUUUCUUUGCCCACUUGAGCUCCAGGGACUGGCGGCCCAGGCCACUCCGACCACCACCUACCAGUACGGUGGAGUCGGCCGCCGACGCCUUCGGCAAGGGCAAUGAUUGUGGCGUGGGAGGAUGGCUCCUCCUCCCUGGUGGACGCCUGCUUUGGUUUGCUCACCGCUACACGGUCAAAGACUUCCUGGACUUAGGUCUGCCCAUGCAAGCAGACGCCAACCUGGACAUCUCCAGCUACGAGACAUUGGCACAGUGCUUUGUGCUUCUGGCCUUUUGGAAAGCCCAUGGUUCCGGUCGCUUGGCUUUGACAUUACCAGCUUUGAGCGAUAAUAGCGGCGCAGAGUCAGUGUGUAAUAAGCUUUACACCUCUAAAGUACCACUUAAUCUUUUCGUUCGCAAGCUUUCGAUGUGGAGCUCGAUUACCGGUGUCGCUUUGGACUGCAGCCAUAUAGCUGGCGAGAAGAACGAUGACGCAGACCUGCUUUCUCGGUGGGAUGGCUCCGCGGAACUCCCUGCCAAGUUUCUGGCCUCGAACCGCAUCGAGCUCUCACUUUCUGAGUUCUGGCAGAUCCGCUUUCAAGUGAAGCUUUUUCCCGCUGACACAUUUUUGAAAUGGCAGCUUCCGUCAGCCGACAGCUUGGGCCCGACAAACCGCGGUUCAAGGAAGCGCAAAUAG
Symbiodinium sp. CCMP2592 is the source of this 3921-nucleotide messenger RNA. Lineage: Eukaryota; Dinophyceae; Suessiales; Symbiodiniaceae. The record is from the annotation of a GenBank genome assembly.